This is a messenger RNA of Cyprinodon variegatus (sheepshead minnow), 2892 nucleotides long. RefSeq names its product LIM domain transcription factor LMO4-B-like (gene lmo4lb). The record is from RefSeq and is a predicted model, not a curated record. Bases 368 to 838 code for a protein of 156 amino acids. The transcript has 5 exons. NCBI's taxonomy places the organism in Eukaryota, Metazoa, Chordata, Actinopteri, Cyprinodontiformes, Cyprinodontidae.
AUGCGCUGAAGGGGGCAGCCUGUUGAAGACAGACAGCUGUAACAGAGGAGAAAGCACCGGGAUGGUUCCUCCACGCAUCUACUUCUAGUCGGCAGAGCCGAUUGCCGAGGAGAAGCUGUACCCUGGCAGCAGUGCUGUCCUGCAUUUAACGCCGCCGUCUUGUGCUUUUAUAUAUAUAUUUAUUGACACAUACAUUUUUAUUUUUUUUUACCUUUUAAACCUUUUUUAAUGGAUGCAGUGGAUUUGGUGUUUAAGAGCGCCGUACCUUUGACUGUACCAAGAGCUCUCUGAAUACUUUUCUUUGUAAAGUUGUGACCGAAGGAGGAAACGCUUUGUCCUAAUAAGGAGCCUGGGGGCCCCCAUCAGGAUGGUGAGCAACCAAGCAUCCGGUGUACCACCAGCACCCAGGUCCUGUGCUGGAUGUGGGGGGAAGAUCGCUGACCGCUUUCUGCUCUUCUCUAUGGAGCGCUACUGGCACACACGCUGCCUCAAAUGUUCCUGCUGCCAGGCCCAGCUGGGGGACAUCGGCACCACCUGCUACAGCAAAGGGGGCAUGAUUCUGUGUCGCAGUGACUACAUCAAGCUCUUUGGGGCAUGCAGCGCAUGUGGCCAACCAAUCCCAGCAAACGAGAUGGUGAUGAGGGCACAGGGGAAUGUCUACCACAUUAAGUGUUUCAGCUGUGCCACCUGUAGAAACAGACUAAUUCCCGGGGAUCGCUUCCAUUACAUCAAUGGUACAAUCUUCUGCGAACAUGACAGGCCCGCCGCUGCUUUGCACAACAGCCACCUGGCUCCACUUCAGAGCAGCUCCGUGCUGACAGACCAGAAGGUAUGUUAAGUGGGAAGAGUCCUGAGUUUCCCAGCUUCACCUCCCCUCUGUAUUGUUCCUCGACUGCUAUUUUUGCUGUUGUUAUAGUUGUUGUAUUGAAGCCUUAUUACUGCCCUUCAAUUUCACUUUUCCCAGCGAGGCUCCAGUUUAUCCUAAGGAUACUCUUCCCUUGCUAUUUCAGAGGUUUUCUAUACCAGGAUACCCACUCUGUUCGCACUCAAUGUAAGCAGCAGCCUGUGCAAAGGCUUCAGACUGUAUGUGAACUGCAAUGGCAAAAAACUUCUCUUACAAGACUGAGCAAACUUGGAGGACAAUGGUGACUCAAAAAAACAAAAAAAGCAGUAUGAACUGAAGACACCACUGCUGAAGUGUAAAAGACUGAUUUGAACUGAAUUUUGUUUUGUUUUUCUCAUUUGUUUCUUUUAAAAACCUUUCUUACUAAUCAUGAGAUCCAGACACUGAUAAUAGCAUCUAAGAUGUCAAUACCUGAAAAUGAUUAGUUACAGAGAGCCAUUCAAUUAUCUAAUAAUGCAGGGCUGUGUUCAUGUUUAACAGCUCAUCAUCCACGCUUGAACUCGAUGGUUUGAUUGUUUUUUUUUUUUUUUCUUCUAAUGUACAGUUUCUUGAUCAGAUGCCUGAGUUAUGUAUUUAUGAGUGAUGGGGUAGAGUGUGUGGGUAUCAAAACUAAAUCCUAUUAAAACAACGUUUCUGUAAAAUGUCACAAAGCAACUCGAGGUCAUUGCAGCAUUAGUGACGCAUAGUGUUGCAUGGUACCUGGCAUGUUUUUUUUUCUCGCUGUCUUCUCUCUCUCUCCUUCUUUAGCCCUGUAUGGUGAAAACAUGCCUGAUUACCCCGAGGAAUGGAUUUAGGGGGCUUGGGCUCUGACCAUUUACAGAAACAAUUAAGCAUGAGCCCUGUAUCUGUGCUACUUUAGCUCCUUGGAGCCUAAACGUGGGGCAUAUGCUUUGUGGCUGACUGGCUGGCUCACUCUAAUAAAGCUUAAUCGGAAAGAGCACUAAUUAAAGGGGAGUGCCCCCCCUUAACAUCACGGGCAUUUAAAACAAUCUAAUGUAUUUACUUUUUAAUCUUGUUUCAAUUAGAGCUGCCAUACAGGCUGGCUUGUUUCCUAGCACAGUGCCUUUGGUCUGUGCCACACUGCAUGACUUCUGGAAACCACAUUUUUUUGAGCUGCAUCAAUUUAAUUUGACCUCUGGUGCCUUUUAAAAGUUGGGUUCAGAUGUUAAACCCUCAGCAUCCCAUUUAAGGUUGUUAGCUAAUUUUUUUAUGUGAUAGCAGCAGCAGUCAAGAACGCUGUGAGCAGGAAAACAAGUGAUAGCAUCUGCUCUACUUUCACACCUUGCCUGGGUGCCAUCAAGCUACCUCUAAUGCGCUUAGCUAUUUCAAACCGUCCCACUUGCUAUGGUCUAAGCUGAUGCUGCAUCAAUUAUUUAUUCCACGUCUGAUCAAGAAGCGUCAAGCAAAUUCAUUAACGUAUGCAAAUGAUCACAAUUACAAUUAUCUUUGUAUCGUGAUGGUUAAGGAAUAAAACCUCGACACACUCCUGAGUCUCAGCACACCACAAGUUACACUUUGCAUUCAAACUAAUCAAGCAUCAUCUGCCUUCUCCUAAUUAGUCAGACCGUUUUCACAUGCCAAUUAGCAGGUCUCAUGAAAAAGCACUUUGCCAUGAGGCGUUGUCUUUUAUCAGAGCUUCAGCAGGUGUGUGGCUCUCAAUGUAGCCUGUGUCAUAGGAAAGUGUUUAUUCAUGCUAAUUAAGCAUAUUAACACAUGCAUGAGUGUAAUUGCCGAAGCUCCUUCACCUCACACCGCUUGAAGACUCAGGAAGGUGCCGUAAUAUUUUUAUGUGCUUAUGAUAAGCCUUACCUUUUUUCCUAGUCAUCCCUGUGAUGCAGAACUGUGAUGUUUGCCUGUAAGUGGAAAGGUCCAAGCUAUGGUGUUUAGAAAAAAACUGCCCUGCCUGACUUUCACUUCUUCCUUUUUGUGAUUAAAAAGAGUUUUGUCACUAGAUGUCAAACAAAUAAAACAGCCUGUUUUGUUAAUGA